Messenger RNA from Styela clava, 4049 nucleotides. RefSeq lists its product as uncharacterized. Gene Ontology annotation, cellular component: cell periphery. Lineage: Eukaryota; Metazoa; Chordata; Ascidiacea; Stolidobranchia; Styelidae. The record is from RefSeq and is a predicted model, not a curated record.
UGACAUAAAGUCUAUUUUCUUCAUCAUGAUAAUGUGUAGUCAACACAUGAACUUAUCAAUUAUAGCUUGUUCAAAUUUUAACUGCCUUGCUUUUCUGUCAAUUGCCCCUCGUCCAUUUAUUGCAUAAGCAUGCUAAACAUAUCUCCUCAAAUGACUUCGACUUUUUUAGAAACUCGGAUUAAUGCGUUCGAGGAACAGCUUCAACUUUACGGUUCAUGUAAACCUUGUAUAAUGCUACCAGUAAUUAAUGCUAUUUUCUCAUGGCAACAUGAUACCAUCCUACUACCACUAUUUAUAAGUCGUGCCCCAACUUAUUCCAUUGAGAUCGACUGUAUGAUUUAAACCAAAUGCCUAAUCUUAGAAUCAAUAUCCUACUAUUGCAAUUCUAACUUAGUCGUUGUAUAAUUAAAUCUGGAUAGCUCUUACUGAAAAUAAAUUAUGAAAAUAGUUCUUCCAUGUCAUUUGAUAUCGUUUUCAUAUACCAUUCUUUGUUUGCAUAUAUGGGAAAUUUCGAGUAUCCUGGAUAAGAAUGGUAACUGGAAGUCCAAUGUGACAGAAGAAAGGAAUGUUAUGAAAUUUGUACAUUACGAACUCAGCCGCUUUCAUCGGAACAAUAUUUUGACGCUAGAAAAGAAUUGCUUUGUGGGAAAUUGUAAUUUCAGAAGAGCUAAGCAAAUAAUUCGCGAUCCGAUCAAAUUUACGAAAUAUUGGAACUAUUUGAACUGUGUAAAAUAUGGCUACGCUUGUCCCAUAAACGGCCAUUGGGGUAAGUGGGGAAAGUUCGAGCCUUGCUCGGCACGAUGUGGAGAAGGCGUAAGAGUUCGUUGGCGAGAUUGCGACACUCCUUAUCCGAUGUAUGGAGGUUCAACAUGUUCGGGUGUCGACCACGAAUUGGCUCCGUGUGAGCAUAUUGAAGGGUGGAAUUGUGCUUUCAACCCCUCUUUACCUGGUGUCUGGAGUUUGUGGAGCGCUUGGUCGCAUUGCCUAGGCAGUAAAAAACAGCGUGGCAUCAAGAAACGUACCAGGCACUGCUUGCCAAACCUGGUAACAACUGCAUGCGAGGCUUACUCGAAACAACAGGUGACGUGUAGAAGACCGAUAUUGGAUGUGGAUGGCCAAUGGUCACUGUGGGAAAACUGGUCGACAUGUACAACACAAUUCAUGUGCGGUGACGGUGUUCAAAUACGACAACGAUCUUGUUCAAAUCCUCAUGUAUCGGGAGAGGGCGUGGAUUGUGUUGGAACCUCGGUACAAACAAAAACGUGUUCUGGUAUACCUUGCUCUCAGGAUAAUCCAGAACUCGCUCAUUUUCUGCCGGACAGUUAUGUUCGUUACAAAGCAAUACCUCAUUCUUAUUACCUCAAUGUCUUUCUAAGGUUUAUUCCAAAUUCUGACAACGGUUUACUCUUUCAGUACUCGACUGAAAGUUCUCUUCAGCAGGCAACGAAAAGUGGUAAUGUUAAGAUCAAAAAGAAAAAAAUUCAUAGUUUUGUGAACUUUCAAGAAAAGGAAGAUCAAAACAUUGAAGCAAAAGUUGAACAGGUAUACCAACCCGUCGAAAACGAAGAUUAUGUUUAUGCAAAUAUUAUUGCUGCCGAGAAAUUGGAAGUGCACGUAGUAAUCAAUGGAUCUGAAAAAAUUGUUAUACGCACGCAUGGUGUUAAAAACUCACAAUGGAAUGAUCUUCGAAUAUCAAUCAUAAGUGAUAUGGUUUGGAUACGAUUGAAUGACGGUGAAAAUAUACAAAGUAGAUUGGAAGAAUAUUUUUCCAAGGCUCCAGAGAUUUCAAACAUAACUCAUCCUAUCUCAGGGUUUGUGUCGCGCAUGGCAUACAAAGUUAAAAGUCAACUUAUGGAAUUUUUUACUCCUGAUCGUAGACAAAUAUUUGCUUCAUUUGAUGGAGAAGUUGGGCUUGGCGCUGUCCGAAAAGGCUACCAAGGGUUUCGUGGAUAUAUAUCUCACUUUGUAGUGAAUUAUCGUUCUUACAACCUAAAGAUACGUCCAGAGUCAGAAAUCAGUCAAGUCUGGGAUCCUUUUAGAGAUAAUCGAAUGUCUUACGGAUUUGGAGUACACAGUCAUCUAUCACUUUUAACGCAUUUUAACGGUAAGCAAUCCGUGGAACUUCCUCUUUUGGUUUCAUGGAUGGGAACAAAGUCGUCUCGGAUCCUGGGAAGGCAAUCAGGAGAAGUCGCAACCUUUGAAAUUGUUCUAAAGCCAGAAUGCGAAGACGGACUGUUUCUUUUUAUUCAAGGUUCCAAUAAUCGAAUGACGCAUUGGAAAUUAUCCGUAGUAGAGGGCAGGAGCGUUCGUCUCACAAUGUCAUAUGGAGGCGAGAUUACACUACUAAAAAGUGGACGAGACCUCCUGACAAACAGUUGGAACAAGGUUACGUUGCAGCUGGUGUAUUCUGGCUUUGCGCAUCUUGAGGUAAAUAAAAAGUCAUACUAUACAAAUGUACCUACGGCUACCAGUGAACAUGUUCCUAUUCCGACUUUACAUAUUGGAGGAUAUGGAAAACCUAUUGAGCAUACGCAUGAAUUACUUGGAGAAAACCCAAGCACCGAAUUUUUGAAAGAAUUCAAAUCGUUUGUUGGUUACAUCUAUAGCGUCAGGCAAAAUGACUUUAUUCAUUUAAUUGAAGAUAUUCCGAACCUAAACACCUUUAACAUGCUCUCAUCAUUUUUUAUGUCAAAUCCAGCGGGCAUUGGCACGGUGUUUUUCCUUCCGUCCAGCUCUGAAAAAAGUACUAGUGAAAAAAAUGCACAAGACGAUCUUUUAUCUUGGGAAGAACAUUCUGAAAAACGAUCCAUAACGUGCAAAGCACCAGUUCCUGAUAACGUGAGGCAAAGAGGAAACAUAACUUGGUACAGGAAUGGCCAGCGCAUAAAAGAUUCCCCUUUUCAUUUGACGCGCACUUACGUGGGCGAACGGUCGCAGGAUUCUUACGUGUAUUUUGGAAAAUCUCUUGACAGUAGCCAUGAUCAGUCGGGAUUCUACCAAUGCGUCAUGUCAUACUUUGGAAAAAGUUAUUUAAUUAUGUCUUAUGUCAUAGCUGUGAUACCCGAGGACGUUUCUCAUUAUGGCGCGGGAGGCUUGGGGUCAAUUUUGCGCGGAUAUUCUUUAGAAACUUCAAUUCUGAUCCUGGCUGGUAUUGGAAUAGGUACCAUAAUAGUUCUCUUGAUUUUGUUAUCUUGUUUUAGAACUAUUUUCGGUAAACUUUCUAAAUGGAGAAAAACCAAUAGCACUCAGGAAAGUAUUCCUCUGAUGGAAACGAAUGUAACACAGAUACCACGAACAAAAACACAAUCCUAUAGUGAUUAUUCUAGUGAAGACGAUUCCUCUAAUCAUCUUCAAGUAACAAAACAGAAAUCGACCUUUGGCAAAAUUACUACAGCAGCAAUGCAAGCUAACAAACUGAAAAAGAAGAUAUUGUCUCGCAGAGAAGAUAAGUACUCGAGCGACGUUUCUUCCGACGAGAGCUACUCGCCUCGCCCUUCCUUUACAAAACUCGUCGGCACCGCUAUGAAGGUAAAUCAGGCUCAUAAAAAACUGUCGACCCGCACAAGAGAAGAGGAAAGCAAGCCUUUGAUAGAAGAAAGUAGUUCGUCGAAUGAAACUACUGUAUUCAGAAUGGGAAGUGAAGUUAAAGUGAGAAAGAAGAAGCGGAGAACUGAAUUCAAAAAUAAGCUACAAGGCAGAGAAUGAUGAAAUAUAAUGAAUACCCAACUUUGUUUUAAAGUAUUCAUUUAUGCGGUAAAAGUUUGGAUCAAUUAAUAUUUAUGACAACAGCAACACUUUGUGUUUACCCUUUUUAUAUCGACAUUUUUUGAUAAAUUAGUAUUGUAUGGUCGAGAUAGAUAAUAACAUAUUCAAUUUUCUCUCAGUUAUUUUUUGUUGAUGUAUUAUUCAAUUAUGUUUGCUGAUUCCAGCUAACUUGUGCCGUGAAAUAAUGUUAGUUUACCCCAGAACAAACUUGGCGCAGCAAGCGAUAUCAUUAAUCGACACUCUCAUCAAUAUGCAAUUGACGUAAUAAGGACAACCACGUAAUA